Epithele typhae is the source of this 633-nucleotide messenger RNA. Its product is annotated as including n-acetylases of ribosomal protein. NCBI's taxonomy places the organism in Eukaryota, Fungi, Basidiomycota, Agaricomycetes, Polyporales, Epitheliaceae. Gene Ontology annotation, molecular function: acyltransferase activity, transferring groups other than amino-acyl groups. The record is from RefSeq and is a predicted model, not a curated record. The transcript has a single exon. The coding region runs from base 1 to 633 and encodes 210 amino acids.
AUGGACCCCAACUUCUUCAUCGAGACCGACCGCCUCUACAUCUCCUACUUCCAGCACGACAACGACGCCCACUGCGACUUCCUCCUCAACCUCUACACCACCCCCGAGUUCAUCGCCUCCGCCGGAAACACCGGCCUCAAGAAGCGCCAGGACGCGCGGCGCCGCAUCAAGAACUCGUUCAGCAAGUGGCGCGCGACCCACGGCUACUGCCCGUACCUCGUCAGCCGCAAGCCCGCCGGCCCCACGGCGACGGACGCGGUCGGCCCCGAGGCGCCGUUCCAGGCGCGGCUCGCGCGGUGCACGCCCGUCGGGAGCGUGUGGUUCAUGCGCGGGACGCACCCGACGGCGUACGCGGUCCCGGACCUCGGCUUCGCGAUCCUGCCUGAGGAGACGCGCAAGGGGUACGCGAAGGAGGCCGCGGGCGGGGCGAUGAAGCACCUGAAGGAGGGCUUGGGCAUCGACGUCGCGCUGGGGUUUACGGACCCGGCGAACGUGGCGGCGAAAGCGGUGUUCAAGAGCAUGGGGUGGGUGGACCGUGGGGAGAUGGCGCUGCGAGAGUUCGGAGGGGAGGUGUCGUCUGUGUGGGUGCCGCCGAAUGCGGCGGAGGACCUGUCGGUGUAUGGCUUGCCAUGA